AUGAGGAGGAUAACCAAAUUAUUGUGGAAUACAAUUGUUACAUUAUGUGUUCUUGGUUCAAGUAGUCAAAAUACCCUUCUUUUUUCUACCUCGGAUGAUAUCAAAGAACUUGAUCUCGACAGUGGUAAUGUGACUGUCCUCGUUAGCGGAGUUCAUUAUGUGUUUUCUAUGGAUUAUGAUUACAUACAUGGCUUUGUUUACUUCUCAAGAUAUUAUAAAAACGACAUAUUAAGAUUUAAUUAUACAUUUGUUGAAAAUAUAACUUUGGAGACAGUUAUAGUUACUGAACAUUAUCCAGUAGGUGUAGCUAUUGACCCAGUAGACUACCAUGUAUAUUGGACAGAAACCUUUUCAUCAUCAAGACGAAUCAGAAGGUGUAAUUUUGACGGAACGAAUCCAGUAGUUCUUAUGAAUGAAAAAUCUCCUUGGACUAUAUCACUUGAUUUAGUCAAUAGGUGGAUAUAUUUUGGAACAGUCAUUGGGACAAUAGGAAAAUUUGAAAUGAAUGGAACUUAUCAAGAAACUAUCAUAGCAAAUGGUAUCGGUUAUGUCAGUGACUUGAGUAUUGAUACGAAUUUAGAUCAUAUCUACUGGAUUGAAUACGAUACUGGUGAUUUGAAAUCAGCAGACAUUAAUAGUUAUAAUGUUUCUUAUGUAUAUGAUGGAUUACCAAAUAUUCCAACUGUAACAAUUACAAACGCAGCAUAUAACACCACGUAUGGAUACAAUGUGACUCUAGAAUGCAUGAUAGUUUCUUUCCCAAAGCACAUCCAUGUAUACUGGCAACAUAUCUAUAAUAAAACAGUAUUAAAUAUAACAUCCGAUAGUCCCGGUGUUUAUGGCUCAAAGGUAACUGACCCGUCAUUGUCUAUACUGCAUGUUACUGCAGAGGAUUCCGGAGACUACAUAUGCUUUGCUGUUAAUAUUGUUGGAACAGGAAACAGCGAAUCAACGAGUUUGACCGUAUUAGGAGAUAUUCCAACUGUAACAAUUAAACAUGCAGCAUAUAACACCACGUAUGGAUUCAAUGUGACUCUAGAAUGCAUGAUAGUUUCUUCCCCAAACCACACCCAUGUAUACUGGCAACAUAUCUAUAAUGAAACGGUAUUAAAUAUAACAUCCGACAGUCCCGGUGUGUAUGGCUCAAAGGUAACUGACCCGUCACUGACUAUACUGCAUGUUACUGCAGAGGAUUCCGGAGACUACAUAUGCUUUGCUGUAAAUAUUGUUGGAACAGGAAACAGCGAACCAACGAGUUUGACCGUAUUAGGAGAUAUUCCAACUGUAACAAUUAAACAUGCAGCAUAUAACACCACGUAUGGAUUCAAUGUGACUCUAGAAUGCAUGAUAGUUUCUUCCCCAAACCACACCCAUGUAUACUGGCAACAUAUCUAUAAUGAAACGGUAUUAAAUAUAACAUCCGACAGUCCCGGUGUGUAUGGCUCAAAGGUAACUGACCCGUCACUGACUAUACUGCAUGUUACUGCAGAGGAUUCCGGAGACUACAUAUGCUUUGCUGUAAAUAUUGUUGGAACAGGAAACAGCGAACCAACGAGUUUGACCGUAUUAGGAGAGAUUCCAACUGUAACAAUUAAACAUGCAGCAUAUAACACCACGUAUGGAUUCAAUGUGACUCUAGAAUGCAUGAUAGUUUCUUCCCCAAACCACACCCAUGUAUACUGGCAACAUAUCUAUAAUGAAACAGUAUUAAAUAUAACAUCCGAUAGUCCCGGUGUUUUUGGCUCAAAGGUAACUGACCCGUCAUUGACUAUACUGCAUGUUACUGCAGAGGAUUCAGGAGACUACAUAUGCUUUGCUGUUAAUAUUGUUGGAACAGGAAACAGCGAACCAACGAGUUUGACCGUAUUAGAAGAGAUUCCAACUGUAACAAUUAAACAUGCAGCAUAUAACACCACGUAUGGAUUCAAUGUGACUCUAGAAUGCAUGAUAGUUUCUUCCCCAAACCACACCCAUGUAUACUGGCAACAUAUCUAUAAUGAAGCAGUAUUAAAUAUAACAUCCGAAACUCCCGGUGUUUAUGGCUUAAAGGUAACUGACCCGUCAUUGACUAUACUGCAUGUUACUGCAGAGGAUUCCGGAGACUACAUAUGCUUUGCUGUAAAUAUUGUUGGAACAGGAAACAGCGAACCAACGAGUUUGACCGUAUUAGGAGAGAUUCCAACUGUAACAAUUAAACAUGCAGCAUAUAACACCACGUAUGGAUUCAAUGUGACUCUAGAAUGCAUGAUAGUUUCUUCCCCAAACCACACCCAUGUAUACUGGCAACAUAUCUUUAAUGAAACAGUAUUUAAUAUAACAUCCGAAACUCCCGGUGUUUAUGGCUUAAAGGUAACUGAUCCGUCAUUGACUGUACUGCAUGUCACUGCAGAGGAUUCCGGAGACUACAUAUGCUUUGCUGUAAAUAUUGUUGGAACAGGAAACAGCGAACCAACGAGUUUGACCGUAUUAGGAGAGAUUCCAACUGUAACAAUUAAACAUGCAGCAUAUAACACCACGUAUGGAUUCAAUGUGACUCUAGAAUGCAUGAUAGUUUCUUCCCCAAACCACACCCAUGUAUACUGGCAACAUAUCUAUAAUGAAGCAGUAUUAAAUAUAACAUCCGAUAGUCCCGGUGUUUAUGGCUCAAAGGUAACUGACCCGUCAUUGACUAUACUGCAUGUUACUGCAGAGGAUUCCGGAGACUACAUAUGCUUUGCUGUAAAUAUUGUUGGAACAGGAAACAGCGAACCAACGAGUUUGACCGUAUUAGGAGAGAUUCCAACUGUAACAAUUAAACAUGCAGCAUAUAACACCACGUAUGGAUUCAAUGUGACUCUAGAAUGCAUGAUAGUUUCUUCCCCAAACCACACCCAUGUAUACUGGCAACAUAUCUAUAAUGAAACAGUAUUAAAUAUAACAUCCGAUAGUCCCGGUGUUUAUGGCUCAAAGGUAACUGACCCGUCAUUGACUAUACUGCAUGUUACUGCAGAGGAUUCCGGAGACUACAUAUGCUUUGCUGUAAAUAUUGUUGGAACAGGAAACAGCGAACCAACGAGUUUGACCGUAUUAGGAGAGAUUCCAACUGUAACAAUUAAACAUGCAGCAUAUAACACCACGUAUGGAUUCAAUGUGACUCUAGAAUGCAUGAUAGUUUCUUCCCCAAACCACACCCAUGUAUACUGGCAACAUAUCUAUAAUGAAACAGUAUUAAAUAUAACAUCCGAUAGUCCCGGUGUUUAUGGCUCAAAGGUAACUGACCCGUCAUUGACUAUACUGCAUGUUACUGCAGAGGAUUCCGGAGACUACAUAUGCUUUGCUGUAAAUAUUGUUGGAACAGGAAACAGCGAACCAACGAGUUUGGCCGUAUUAGGAGAUAUUCCAACUGUAACAAUUAAACAUGCAGCAUAUAACACCACGUAUGGAUUCAAUGUGACUCUAGAAUGCAUGAUAGUUUCUUCCCCAAACCACACCCAUGUAUACUGGCAACAUAUCUAUAAUGAAACAGUAUUAAAUAUAACAUCCGAUAGUCCCGGUGUUUAUGGCUCAAAGGUAACUGACCCGUCAUUGACUAUACUGCAUGUUACUGCAGAGGAUUCCGGAGACUACAUAUGCUUUGCUGUAAAUAUUGUUGGAACAGGAAACAGCGAACCAACGAGUUUGGCCGUAUUAGGAGAGAUUCCAACUGUAACAAUUAAACAUGCAGCAUAUAACACCACGUAUGGAUUCAAUGUGACUCUAGAAUGCAUGAUAGUUUCUUCCCCAAACCACACCCAUGUAUACUGGCAACAUAUCUAUAAUGAAGCAGUAUUAAAUAUAACAUCCGAUAGUCCCGGUGUUUAUGGCUCAAAGGUAACUGACCCGUCAUUGACUAUACUGCAUGUCACUGCAGAGGAUUCCGGAGACUACAUAUGCUUUGCUGUAAAUAUUGUUGGAACAGGAAACAGCGAACCAACGAGUUUGACCGUAUUAGGAGAUUUUCCAACUGUAACAAUUAAACAUGCAGCAUAUAACACCACGUAUGGAUUCAAUGUGACUCUAGAAUGCAUGAUAGUUUCUUCCCCAAACCACACCCAUGUAUACUGGCAACAUAUCUAUAAUGAAACAGUAUUAAAUAUAACAUCCGAUAGUCCCGGAGUUUAUGGCUCAAAGGUAACUGACCCGUCAUUGACUAUACUGCAUGUUACUGCAGAGGAUUCCGGAGACUACAUAUGCUUUGCUGUAAAUAUUGUUGGAACAGGAAACAGCGAACCAACGAGUUUGGCCGUAUUAGGAGAGAUUCCAACUGUAACAAUUAAACAUGCAGCAUAUAACACCACGUAUGGAUUCAAUGUGACUCUAGAAUGCAUGAUAGUUUCUUCCCCAAACCACACCCAUGUAUACUGGCAACAUAUCUAUAAUGAAGCAGUAUUAAAUAUAACAUCCGAUAGUCCCGGUGUUUAUGGCUCAAAGGUAACUGACCCGUCAUUGACUAUACUGCAUGUUACUGCAGAGGAUUCCGGAGACUACAUAUGCUUUGCUGUAAAUAUUGUUGGAACAGGAAACAGCGAACCAACGAGUUUGACCGUAUUAGGAGAGAUUCCAACUGUAACAAUUAAACAUGCAGCAUAUAACACCACGUAUGGAUUCAAUGUGACUCUAGAAUGCAUGAUAGUUUCUUCCCCAAACCACACCCAUGUAUACUGGCAACAUAUCUAUAAUGAAACAGUAUUAAAUAUAACAUCCGAUAGUCCCGGUGUUUAUGGCUCAAAGGUAACUGACCCGUCAUUGACUAUACUGCAUGUUACUGCAGAGGAUUCCGGAGACUACAUAUGCUUUGCUGUAAAUAUUGUUGGAACAGGAAACAGCGAACCAACGAGUUUGGCCGUAUUAGGAGAGAUUCCAACUGUAACAAUUAAACAUGCAGCAUAUAACACCACGUAUGGAUUCAAUGUGACUCUAGAAUGCAUGAUAGUUUCUUCCCCAAACCACACCCAUGUAUACUGGCAACAUAUCUAUAAUGAAGCAGUAUUAAAUAUAACAUCCGAUAGUCCCGGUGUUUAUGGCUCAAAGGUAACUGACCCGUCAUUGACUAUACUGCAUGUUACUGCAGAGGAUUCCGGAGACUACAUAUGCUUUGCUGUAAAUAUUGUUGGAACAGGAAACAGCGAACCAACGAGUUUGACCGUAUUAGGAGAGAUUCCAACUGUAACAAUUAAACAUGCAGCAUAUAACACCACGUAUGGAUUCAAUGUGACUCUAGAAUGCAUGAUAGUUUCUUCCCCAAACCACACCCAUGUAUACUGGCAACAUAUCUAUAAUGAAACAGUAUUAAAUAUAACAUCCGAUAGUCCCGGUGUUUAUGGCUCAAAGGUAACUGACCCGUCAUUGACUAUACUGCAUGUUACUGCAGAGGAUUCCGGAGACUACAUAUGCUUUGCUGUAAAUAUUGUUGGAACAGGAAACAGCGAACCAACGAGUUUGGCCGUAUUAGGAGAGAUUCCAACUGUAACAAUUAAACAUGCAGCAUAUAACACCACGUAUGGAUUCAAUGUGACUCUAGAAUGCAUGAUAGUUUCUUCCCCAAACCACACCCAUGUAUACUGGCAACAUAUCUUUAAUGAAGCAGUAUUAAAUAUAACAUCCGAUAGUCCCGGUGUUUAUGGCUCAAAGGUAACUGACCCGUCAUUGACUAUACUGCAUGUUACUGCAGAGGAUUCCGGAGACUACAUAUGCUUUGCUGUAAAUAUUGUUGGAACAGGAAACAGCGAACCAACGAGUUUGACCGUAUUAGGAGAGAUUCCAACUGUAACAAUUAAACAUGCAGCAUAUAACACCACGUAUGGAUUCAAUGUGACUCUAGAAUGCAUGAUAGUUUCUUCCCCAAACCACACCCAUGUAUACUGGCAACAUAUCUAUAAUGAAACAGUAUUAAAUAUAACAUCCGAUAGUCCCGGUGUUUAUGGCUCAAAGGUAACUGACCCGUCAUUGACUAUACUGCAUGUUACUGCAGAGGAUUCCGGAGACUACAUAUGCUUUGCUGUAAAUAUUGUUGGAACAGGAAACAGCGAACCAACGAGUUUGGCCGUAUUAGGAGAGAUUCCAACUGUAACAAUUAAACAUGCAGCAUAUAACACCACGUAUGGAUUCAAUGUGACUCUAGAAUGCAUGAUAGUUUCUUCCCCAAACCACACCCAUGUAUACUGGCAACAUAUCUAUAAUGAAACAGUAUUAAAUAUAACAUCCGAUAGUCCCGGUGUUUAUGGCUCAAAGGUAACUGACCCGUCAUUGACUAUACUGCAUGUUACUGCAGAGGAUUCCGGAGACUACAUAUGCUUUGCUGUUAAUAUUGUUGGAACAGGAAACAGCGAACCAACGAGUUUGACCGUAUUAGGAGAGAUUCCAACUGUAACAAUUAAACAUGCAGCAUAUAACACCACGUAUGGAUUCAAUGUGACUCUAGAAUGCAUGAUAGUUUCUUCCCCAAACCACACCCAUGUAUACUGGCAACAUAUCUAUAAUGAAACAGUAUUAAAUAUAACAUCCGAUAGUCCCGGUGUUUAUGGCUCAAAGGUAACUGACCCGUCAUUGACUAUACUGCAUGUUACUGCAGAGGAUUCCGGAGACUACAUAUGCUUUGCUGUAAAUAUUGUUGGAACAGGAAACAGCGAACCAACGAGUUUGACCGUAUUAGGAGAGAUUCCAACUGUAACAAUUAAACAUGCAGCAUAUAACACCACGUAUGGAUUCAAUGUGACUCUAGAAUGCAUGAUAGUUUCUUCCCCAAACCACACCCAUGUAUACUGGCAACAUAUCUAUAAUGAAACAGUAUUAAAUAUAACAUCCGAUAGUCCCGGUGUUUAUGGCUCAAAGGUAACUGACCCGUCAUUGACUAUACUGCAUGUUACUGCAGAGGAUUCCGGAGACUACAUAUGCUUUGCUGUUAAUAUUGUUGGAACAGGAAACAGCGAACCAACGAGUUUGACCGUAUUAGGAGAGAUUCCAACUGUAACAAUUAAACAUGCAGCAUAUAACACCACGUAUGGAUUCAAUGUGACUCUAGAAUGCAUGAUAGUUUCUUCCCCAAACCACACCCAUGUAUACUGGCAACAUAUCUAUAAUGAAACAGUAUUAAAUAUAACAUCCGAUAGUCCCGGUGUUUAUGGCUCAAAGGUAACUGACCCGUCAUUGACUAUACUGCAUGUUACUGCAGAGGAUUCCGGAGACUACAUAUGCUUUGCUGUAAAUAUUGUUGGAACAGGAAACAGCGAACCAACGAGUUUGACCGUAUUAGGAGAGAUUCCAACUGUAACAAUUAAACAUGCAGCAUAUAACACCACGUAUGGAUUCAAUGUGACUCUAGAAUGCAUGAUAGUUUCUUCCCCAAACCACACCCAUGUAUACUGGCAACAUAUCUAUAAUGAAACAGUGUUAAAUAUAACAUCCGAUAGUCCCGGUGUUUAUGGCUCAAAGGUAACUGACCCGUCAUUGACUAUACUGCAUGUUUCUGCAGAGGAUUCCGGAGACUACAUAUGCUUUGCUGUAAAUAUUGUUGGAACAGGAAACAGCGAACCAACCAGUUUGACCGUAUUAGGAGAGAUUCCAACUGUAACAAUUAAACAUGCAGCAUAUAACACCACGUAUGGAUUCAAUGUGACUCUAGAAUGCAUGAUAGUUUCUUCCCCAAACCACACCCAUGUAUACUGGCAACAUAUCUAUAAUGAAACAGUAUUAAAUAUAACAUCCGAUAGACCCGGUGUUUAUGGCUCAAAGGUAACUGACCCGUCAUUGACUAUACUGCAUGUUACUGCAGAGGAUUCCGGAGACUACAUAUGCUUUGCUGUUAAUAUUGUUGGAACAGGAAACAGCGAACCAACGAGUUUGACCGUAUUAGGAGAGAUUCCAACUGUAACAAUUAAACAUGCAGCAUAUAACACCACGUAUGGAUUCAAUGUGACUCUAGAAUGCAUGAUAGUUUCUUCCCCAAACCACACCCAUGUAUACUGGCAACAUAUCUAUAAUGAAACAGUAUUAAAUAAAACAUCCGAUAGUCCCGGUGUUUAUGGCUCAAAGGUAACUGACCCGUCAUUGACUAUACUGCAUGUUACUGCAGAGGAUUCCGGAGACUACAUAUGCUUUGCUGUUAAUAUUGUUGGAACAGGAAACAGCGAACCAACGAGUUUGACCGUAUUAGGAGGACAGAACGAUCUUGUUAUCAAAACUGAAAAAGAUCGAUAUAUAGUGAUGUAUGGAAUGUCACUUACAUUAGAAUGUUCAGUACAUACAGCCAGACAUAGCCCAGUUCGUGAGAUAUAUUGGCAGUACAAUAAUAAUGGUGUAAUAACUACGAUUGUUAAAGAUACAGACGGGAUAUCCGGAAGUUCCAUCAAAAUUCCAUCACUGACUAUUUUGUAUGUGACAACAUCUGAAUCCGGAAUUUACACCUGUUUUGCUAAAGAUGACAAUGUAACAGCAAAGAGUGAGCCAGUUGUAAAUGUUGGAUAUAGAAUUUCGUCAAUCGGGUAUGGUGAAAAAGUUACAUUAUUUUGUAAUUUUACUGCUUACCCAAAUGUAACACGUGUUUACUGGGAGAAAGAAGUGAAUGGUGCUAAAAACGUCAUAAAUAGUUGGACAGUGGGAAUCCGCGGCGCCUCUGUAGAAAGUCCAUCGUUGACUAUAGUGAAAAGCACUACAGCAGAUGUAGGAAAUUACAAAUGCGUAGCUACAAAUGUUAUUGGAACAGGAUACAGUGAAACUAUUAGUUUAAAAGUGAUUGGUAAGUUGCCAAAUGUUAUUGUCACACCGGUUUUGCAACCAGUGAUUUAUGGUGAAUCGGUAAACAUUACUUGUAGUGUUUACGCAAACCCACCAGCGACAAAAGUUUAUUGGGAGAAAAAAUCAAAUGGUAUCAUCAUAGUAAUGAAUAAUGAAACUACUGGAAUAGCAGGCAUUUCGGUUGAAAAUCCAUCGAUGACUUUGGUUCAUGCAACUGAUUCGGAUUCGGGAUAUUAUAAAUGUUUCGCAGUAAAUGAAUUUGGACAGGGUUACAGCUCAUCUGUACGACUAACUGUCAUUGGAGGUCUCCCAGAAGUUUCUGUUCCAUCAUUGAAAUAUCUAACUGGGGCUGGUCAUACAAUAGCUAUUAGUUGCUUUGUAAAAAAUACAUCUCCAGAAGUUUCAAAGGUGUACUGGAAAAGAUAUAUACAUGGCUCCUCAACAAUAAUAUCAUCCGCUUCGAUAGGAAUUAAAGGGGUUACUGUUGAAAAUCCAUCGUUGAUUAUUCCAUCUGCCAUGGAAUCGAUGACAGGGGAAUAUACAUGUUUUGCUGUUAACUCUGUUGGAACCGGUAGCAGUCUUCCCGCAAAAGUAACAGUUAAAACAGGAUUUAUACCAGUUGUCAAAUCGACUGAGGAAUCAAAUAGUAAAACGAGCAACAGUGAUACAGUGAUUUCAAUAACUAUAGCUGCGAUUGGUGCAAUAGCUGCUGUAGGUUCAGCAAUAUGUGCUUGUUGUAAUUAUAAGCAAAACAAAAGUUCUGUUCCCGAUCAGAAGUGGAAAAUAGAACCAGACUAUCAAGUUCUACAGGAUGAUCAGACGGCAGAUGAUUCAGACUUUGUUUCUAGUGUUAGUCUUCGACAUUUAAGCAGAGAACUAAAAUACAAUUACUAUGAUUGUUAUACACAGCAUGAAGGAGGAAUGGAAUUAAUGGACGGACACGCAAAAGUUAUUAUCAAAUAUCUGGCAGAUCAGAUACUUCCAGGGAGAAUCAUAGAAGCCGGAAGCAGAGCAGAAGGAACAAUGACACCUUCUCACGAUGGCUUAGGCUAUACUCUACAGGCUGACUCUGACUUCAUGUAUGAAGUCGAUACAACUGGCUUCAGCACUACUUUUACUCUUGAGGACACAGACCAUCCCGGAUUUGUAAAUCUAUGUAUUGAUUUGAAAGAACACCUACCCUAUAUAUUUCUUAAUGCCGUACUGGAGAAUGAAAUUACAAAAUGUAUGAGACUAUCUCCUUCGAAAAUAAAACUUCACCUAUCCAUAGCGUUUGAAAUUCUUAUAUCUAUGAUGAAAAACAAUAUUGAAAACAUAGAUCAUGAUAUUUUCGAAGGCUUCGAGACUAGAACAGAAAUUAUAGGCCCAGCUGUUAGAUUAAAGUGCUUUCCUCAAGAAGAAAUAUUCGAGCCUGAAUGCAUAUUAAUGUUAGGCGAAGAAGACGAAUUAGAAGACACGAAUUUGCCACAAAGUUUAAAAGUAAGAGAAAUCGACGUAGCCUUGGCGAUUAGAUAUAACAAAUGGCCGAAACAAGCAUCGGGUUGGUUGACUCGUGAACGAAAAUGGCCAAACAAGUCUUUAUUAAAAACCUCAGUAGAUGAAGGUUUCCACGUGGUUGCAAAAUCAAGUACUGAAGACAUCACUAACUAUGAAUGGAGGAUGUCAUUUGCAAGAGUGGAUUGUAUUUUAUUAAAAUCCAUUUCAAAUACUUCACAAUGUAAACAUUGUUAUAGAAUUUUUAAAUGUUUCGUGAAGUAUCACUUGUCUCACCCAAAGCUUGUCUCAACUUACCAUUGUAAGACAAUUUUCCUAUGGACACUUGAAAGAUUUCCGCCGGAUACAUGGACAGAAGACAAUUUAGGUCAUAGAUUUCUCGGUCUUCUCGAUAGUCUUUUGCAUGCCCUUGUAAUGAGACAGUUAUCUCAGUACUACAUUCCAUCGGAUAAUUUAAUGAAUAAAUUCAAAGAUAAGACUGAUUUCGUAGAGACAGCUUGUCAAAAACUGUCCGAUAUGCGACGAAAUCCAUUCAGUUACAUUUAUAGAUUAGGAACUAACGCCUGGGAUGAUGAAAUGCAAGGUUUUACUAUUGAAGAAAUGAUUCAUUGGAAUGAGAAACCAGAAAAAGACCGCUAUCCAACGUCAGACCAGGACAUAUUUGAUGAACGAAAUCAAGAUACAGAAAAGUAA
Messenger RNA from Mytilus trossulus (common blue mussel), 10938 nucleotides. RefSeq names its product titin-like. Gene Ontology annotation, molecular function: sialic acid binding; CD4 receptor binding; protein phosphatase binding. Gene Ontology annotation, cellular component: extracellular exosome; plasma membrane; early endosome. The transcript has 40 exons. The record is from RefSeq and is a predicted model, not a curated record. Lineage: Eukaryota; Metazoa; Mollusca; Bivalvia; Mytilida; Mytilidae. Bases 1 to 10938 code for a protein of 3645 amino acids. Gene Ontology annotation, biological process: B cell activation; regulation of B cell proliferation; negative regulation of B cell receptor signaling pathway.